AUGACAGAAGAAGCUAUCAGUUAUGUACGAUAUCCACUAAGAACACCUCAAACUGUUCAUAAGUCAACUGGUUCUUCCACCAGCAGUACUACUCAUAGAAAUUCAUUCGAGAACAGCAACAGGAAAAGUGAUCCUGCAAUGUUUCGUAAGCUGGAUCGGGAGAAGCCAAAUGAUCAGAAACUAAACAUUGCAGUUUCUCUGCCUCCAAUUCUUAUGAAAAAAAUUCACGAAUCACUAUAUCAUGAAGAAAGGUCAAGCUCUAAAGUUGCAGAGAUCAUUGACAGCUACAGUAUCAACUUAAUCCAACAAGAAUCUGAGGACUUAUAUGUGAUCCGUAAUCAGCUUCUUCAAAUCAAAACCCAACAGUCCAAUUUAUUCGAUCUCCUCAAGGAACAAUUAAGAGAUGAAAAAUUUAAGGCAAAAGAAGAAGAUGAAGAUUCAGCUCAAGAAAUGGCUAGAGUUAUACAAAGAAUAACUGAGUUACAUGAUAAGGGCAUUGCUAUUUAUGAGGUGCAAAGGUUUCAAAGGCUAAUCAAGGAAUCAUGGAAGGGUAUGUUGAUUUUGGUUUUGAAAGAUAAUGUUGGGCUUAUGGAAUCUAACAAAGCCGAUAAUUGA
Messenger RNA from Lactuca saligna, 615 nucleotides. Lineage: Eukaryota; Viridiplantae; Streptophyta; Magnoliopsida; Asterales; Asteraceae. The record is from the annotation of a GenBank genome assembly.